Megachile rotundata (alfalfa leafcutting bee) is the source of this 1841-nucleotide messenger RNA. RefSeq lists its product as uncharacterized. Gene Ontology annotation, biological process: animal organ morphogenesis. Lineage: Eukaryota; Metazoa; Arthropoda; Insecta; Hymenoptera; Megachilidae. Gene Ontology annotation, molecular function: receptor ligand activity; BMP binding. The record is from RefSeq and is a predicted model, not a curated record.
UUCAGCUCAGCUCGGUUCGGCUCAGCCUCAUAUCGGAUCUCCGUGUUUCGAGGCAAAAACCGUUCUUCAAUUUUCUCGUCGCGGAUCUCCUCCGAUCCGAUAGUCUCGGCUGUCGAGACCAACGGGAGAAGAUCCGGCCGAGUACCGAGUGACGAAUCGCGAGGAACGCCGUGCGUAUCGUUCGUUUCUUCGUUCGUUCGUUCCUACUGUUUACUGAUCUUUCCACGGCGUUUCUAGAGUGGUGCGUAGUUUGCAACGUCGCUGACGUACACGGAGGGAUCAUGGGAUCGACGUGUCACCUGACGUUGGCGAUCGUCCUGUUCUUCCAAUCGAGCCUGCUGAACGCCCAUCGUGAACAUAAGGUUCACAACAUCGUGCUGUACCCGGACAAGCACAGUUGGUGCAAGACAACCCCCAUCAAGCAGGUGGUUACCUGGCCGCAAUGUUCUUCGCAGGAAUUGGACAACAACGUGUGCGUCGGAGCUUGUUUCUCGUACAUGGUGCCCCAUAGCGAACCGUCCGCUCCCGGUGACCUGAUAAGACCUUAUUGCGACUCUUGCCAACCUUUGGACAGCGUCUGGCACACGGUUACGCUGGACUGCAAGGACGAGAAGAAUAAGCCGAUAACGAUGCAGAAGAAGGUUCAAAUCAUCACCAAUUGCUCGUGCAGCUCCUGCAUGGAGACUUCCAGGAUAAAGCCGGAUUACAACACAUUACUUCAGUCGUUGACGGAGGAAAAUUUGGACAAGAACGUGAACGUAGUUCAUGAAACACCGGAUCUAUUACUGGAUCCCAACUUAAACGUCUCGAAGAACACUACCAAAGACGGUGUCCAGUCCAACGAGAGAUUCUUGCAGUUCAAGCAGCUGAAGGACUCGGUGAAAUUGGACGAGUCCGACGCUAAGGAAGUGUUUUCGAAAUUCGAGGAAGUAGAUCUGACCAAGUUGAGAGAGAUGUUAGAGAAGAAAUACAGUCAAGAGGAGGAGAAGGAACACUCGCAUCAGCACCAGCAUCAACAUCAGCAUCAGUCGUCCGGGAAGCAGCAGCAACAGACACCGCAACUGCAGCAGCAGCAGCAACAACAUCACUCGACGACUACGAUGCUUCAUCGAGGACCUCAUCACUCGAUAGUGCUGGACUCUGACGUGAAGGAGAAGAUCGACGUGGAGCCUCAUUAUCUUCAUCCAGCUGUCGCUGGACAGGAAAUCAGUUACCACGAUGACGUGCUGGACAAGGACAAGAAGAAGGAUUUCUGAAGGGGGACAUAUGUCUUGCGAAGAAAUCGCGUGGUCGGUUCACUUCUUAACUGUCGGACCGAUUAGAAAGUUGAUAGACGUUAUUGAUACACAGAUGGACGAAAUCGUUUCUUUUUUCCUGUUUCGUUGACAAUCAUUCGCAUUUACCUAGUCCAGUCUGCAAUAAAUUACUUGGUUCGCUGUAAAUAGAUCAGAACCUUCAUUUUUUUUAUUCUUUUCUUUUUUGUCUUUUUUCAUAGAAUAAAGAAUGACACUUUGCACCAUUCUUUGAAAAGCGAGGGAUUGCUUUCCAAGACUAACUUCCUGAUCGGCGUUGAGAACGAAAUGAGGAAUGGACGAAAAGAAAAGGGGGAGAGAGUGAGAGAUAAAUUUUAAUAUAUAUUUAAUUAUUAUUAUAUUAAUUAACUAUUUAACGGUCGAGCGCCUAAUAAAGAAAUCUGCGUUCUGUUUAAAACUACCUUUUAACUAGCACAACUGACAAUAAAUCAUUGUGAACGUCUAAAGACGUUUUAUCUUGUUGACUGCUUUUUAAAGCAUACAUUGUAUCCAGUGUCUCGCAGAGAAUAAACAAAGAGUCGGCAAAGA